Molecule: messenger RNA, 390 nt
Organism: Pelobates cultripes (western spadefoot toad)
Lineage: Eukaryota; Metazoa; Chordata; Amphibia; Anura; Pelobatidae
Source: the annotation of a GenBank genome assembly
AUGGCGGAGACCGCUCACCACAGCCCCAAGAUCUGGUGUAUGAAAGCUGCCCACCCCACAUACACCGCAACCAACGCGGAUCAGCAGCAACAACUGAUCAGACACCCACAAAGUCCAGCCACACGUACACAUCCUGGCACCCUAACGGGACACCUUCCUCGGGUGACUCUCCUCAAGCUCCCGGCUCCGGUAAAGGGAUGGACCAGCAACUGGCGGCAGGAAAAGGGGCACAGCAAGCCAAGCCAGCGCUCGCCCAAACUGCAGGGACCAUCAGCCAUCAUUCUGCAACACGCCACCCUCCAGACGCAUCGGGGUCCAGGUUCAAUGAGCCGCAUGCUGCACAUCACUACCGGUCUGUCGUGCAGCACCUGUGAACCAGCCUCGCAGUAG